Messenger RNA from Penicillium hordei, 1578 nucleotides. RefSeq names its product translation initiation factor eIF-2B subunit family protein. The transcript has 2 exons. The record is from RefSeq and is a predicted model, not a curated record. NCBI's taxonomy places the organism in Eukaryota, Fungi, Ascomycota, Eurotiomycetes, Eurotiales, Aspergillaceae. Gene Ontology annotation, molecular function: S-methyl-5-thioribose-1-phosphate isomerase activity; hydrolase activity. The coding region runs from base 1 to 1578 and encodes 525 amino acids.
AUGAACCAGAGCAACCCCGAGUUCAAGCAGAGAUCAGUGGUAUCCUCUUUUGUCUGCUCAGAUGCAGGAGUAACUCAAGUUGCUCUAUUUCGGCGAAGUCAGAAAGUCAGCACAUACCAGCACCACCUCGCUCCCAUCUCCGGCAGUAUAGAGAGUCAUGAAAUACCAGAAACAGCAGCAUGGCGCGAAUUGAAAGAGGAGACUACUCUCACCCCACGAGAUAUUGAUCUUUGGCGAAAGGGAAAACCAUACACCUUCAGUGAGCCUUCUGUCGGUCGGCAGUGGACCGUUUUCCCAUUCCUAUUUCGACUCAAGGACUCUAGUGAAGGUGGUCGCGGGGAGGAGGGUAUCCAAAUUGACUGGGAGCAUGAAAACUGGGAGUGGUACAGUCCCCAUACAAUCCAAGAUGAUGAGAAAUUCGGUGGCGUACCACGUCUGAAAGAAAGCCUGCGACGAGUCUGGUUCGAAAGCGACAUGAACGAGGGCGCUAGCAACGCACUCACAGUGGGUCUGGGUGAACUGAAGGCAGAUCAUCAGAGUGGAUCGCACGAGUUGACCUCGAUUGCGCUGAGGGCCUUCCGGGACGUUAUUGCACAGAUGAAGGAGGACAUUGACUCAAAGUGGUGGGAAACUGCUCGAAUGGCUGCUUGGCAUCUGUGGAAAAAUGGACGAGAAAGCAUGGGCGCUGCCACCUUGAAUGCAUUUCUCGGAUUGCUGGCCGACAUGGAAGAGAUCGUACAUGACACCCUCGACCGCAAUAUCACAUGGGAGCGCUUGUUGGCUUUGCUCGACCACCAUUUGGACAAGCGCAAGGAGAUGCCCAAGCGUAUAAAACGCUCCUUUGCGACCUACCUCGAAUGCAACUUCCUGUCUAAAGCAAUCUCAUCGCCUGCGCCCUCUCUCGUCAUACUCACCUUUUCCGCGAGCUCUACCAUCCGGGAUAGCAUUCUGGAGGCCUUCGCAUCCCUCCCAAUUACUAAUCUAGACCUCAGGAUAUUGGAAUCCCGUCCGCUGUGCGAAGGAGUCAAUAUGGCAUCUUCGAUCCUCUCUGCCUUUCAAUCAAGGUUCCCCCCGUCUUCCGAUCGACAUCUGAAACUCACUGUGUACUCCGAUGCAUCCGCCGCUCUCGCCAGCAAGGACGUGGAUUUCGUCCUGCUUGGAUCAGACCGGAUCUCGGAUUCAGGCUCAGUGAGCAAUAAAACUGGAUCUUUGCCAGCUGUUCUGAGUGCCAGGCAUGUUUGUCCUACCGCCAAAGUUUUGGUUGUCAGUGAGCUGGAGAAGGUGGCUGAGCCUGGUGCUGAGAGCGAUCAUAGCCACGAAGAGAAUGAUCCUAAAGAGCUGGUGGGCUGCUGGGUUGACGGCGGCAUCAAAGGAGUGAAGAUUCUUGCCGAGGGAAUUGAGGCCGAUCGAGACAACACCAACUAUGCAGUCGAAGUUAAGAAUAUCUACUUCGAAUGGGUUCCGGCUGGACUCAUAGAUGCGUAUAUCUGCGAGGAGGGAACUUUAGACGCCAUUGCUAUUCAACAGAAGGCUCAGCAGGUGAAGCAGAAGGCCGACAGAUACUUUAGUCAACUCUAG